AUGCAGAGCACCAAUCGCUCCACAGUGACUGAGUUCGUCCUGGUGGGUUUCUCCACCUUCCCCCGCUUACAGCCCCUCUUCUUCCUGCUCUUCCUGCUCAUGUACCUCUUCACGUUGCUAGGCAACCUGCUCAUCAUGGCCACCGUGGGCCUGGAGCGCAGCCUCCACACUCCCAUGUACCUCUUCCUGUGCACCCUGUCCCUCUCCGAGGUCUUCUACACUGUGGUCAUCAUCCCACGCAUGCUGGCCGACCUGCUCUCCACACGCCACACCAUCGCCUUCCCCGCCUGUGCCUGCCAGAUGUUCUUCUCCUUUGCCUUCGGCUUCACCCACUCCUUCCUCCUCACCAUCAUGGGCUAUGACCGCUACGUGGCCAUCUGCCACCCCCUGCGCUACAAUGUCCUCAUGGACCCUCGGGGCUGCGCCUGCCUGCUGGGCUGCUCCUGGGCCGGCGGCUUUCUCAUGGGCCUGGUGGUCACCACAGCCAUUUUCCACCUCCAUUUCUGUGGGCCCAAUCACAUCCAUCACUUUGCCUGCCAUGUGCCACCACUGCUGAAGCUGGCCUGUGGCCCUGACGUCCUGCUGGUGGCCAGGGCCGUGGGCCUCGUGUGCAUCGCCGCCCUGCUGGGCUGUUGCCUCCUCAUCCUCCUGUCCUAUGCCUUCAUCGUGGGGACCAUCCUGAGGAUCCCCUCAGCCGAGGGGCGCCACAAGGCCUUCUCUACCUGUGCAUCCCACCUCACCGUGGUCAUCGUGCACUAUGGCUUUGCCUCUGUCAUCUACCUCAAGCCCAGGGGCCCCCCGUCUCUGGAGGGGGACACCCUGAUGGGCAUCACCUACACCGUCCUCACACCUUUCCUCAGCCCCAUCAUCUUCAGCCUCAGGAACAAGGAGCUCAAGGUCGCCAUGAAGAAGACUUUCCUCCACAAACUCUACCCAGAAAAGCUAUAA
This is a messenger RNA of Perognathus longimembris pacificus (Pacific pocket mouse), 948 nucleotides long. Its product is annotated as olfactory receptor 10H1-like. Gene Ontology annotation, cellular component: membrane. The record is from RefSeq and is a predicted model, not a curated record. The coding region runs from base 1 to 948 and encodes 315 amino acids. Gene Ontology annotation, biological process: G protein-coupled receptor signaling pathway. Gene Ontology annotation, molecular function: olfactory receptor activity; G protein-coupled receptor activity. NCBI's taxonomy places the organism in Eukaryota, Metazoa, Chordata, Mammalia, Rodentia, Heteromyidae. The transcript has a single exon.